AUGAAUAUAAAAGGAUUUGGCAUUAUCUGUUCCGAAGGCCAGCCAUUCGAACAGAUUUUGGAUUUUUUACAACCUUUUAUGGAAAGGCCUAAUAUUAAAAUUGAAUUUUUGAGGAUUGAAAAUACACCUAUUCCUGAGUUGUCAGUUUCUACUCUAGCUUCUCUACCAAUUCGUCACCUCAUUCUUCGCAACAACUCACUCUCUCAUUUUAAAGUUUUAUCUUCAAGAAGUACUGAACUUUCAAUUACCUCAACACUUUUUGAUAAUGUAGAACAAUUGGAAAUACAAAAUAAUGAAAUUGAAAAUAUUCUAGACUGUCCAGCUUUAACUUUAUUUACAAAUUUGCAAUCACUUUCCCUCGCUGGGAAUAAAAUAACUGAAAUAUUAGACAACACUUUUGCCUAUUAUAAUUCGCGCAAGACGCUUCAACAACUCGAUUUAAGCGAAAACCUUCUCUCCGACACUUCAAUUAAUUCCAAAGCUUUUGUUGGGCUAGAAUUUUUACAAAAACUUUUUCUAGACAAGAAUCAAUUAAACAAACUACCAACCAAAGCUAUAGCUAAAUUAUCUGAUUCUUUACAAGAAUUGUUUGCAAGUGCAAAUCAAAUUGAUAGUUUGGAACCUGGAGAUAUUCCACCUCUUCCGAGGCUAAAAAGUUUGGGGCUGGAUGUUAAUCAGGUAUAUAUAAGGAAUUAA
This is a messenger RNA of Meloidogyne enterolobii, 696 nucleotides long. The record is from the annotation of a GenBank genome assembly. NCBI's taxonomy places the organism in Eukaryota, Metazoa, Nematoda, Chromadorea, Rhabditida, Meloidogynidae.